AACUUGUAUGGAUCUCUAUCUAUUCUAGAGUUGGAAAAUGUGGCCGACGGAAGCCAAGCUUUGAAGGCAAACAUGAGAGGAAAGGAACAUAUUGAAAAGUUAUCAUUGGAGUGGAGCGUAAAUAUUGUGGACAGCUUACAAAAUGAUAGAGACAUACUUGGUGAGCUACAUCCAAAUCCAAACAUAAAAGAACUUGAGAUCAACGGAUAUAGAGGGACAAACUUUCCAAUUUGGCUAGCUGAUUAUUCAUUUUCUGAGCUGGUGGAAUUGUCUCUAAGCAAGGACUGUUAUUCCUUGCCAGCAUUAGGCCAGCUUCCAUCUCUGAAAUUCCUUGCAAUUCGAGGGAUGCGUCGAAUAAUAGAGGUGACUGACGAAUUCUACGGUAGUUCAUCCUCCAAAAAGCCUUUCAACUCUCUUGAACGACUUGAGUUUGCAGAGAUGCUGGAGUGGAAACAGUGGCACGUACUAGGGAAUGGAGAGUUUCCUACACUUCAAGAUCUUUCAAUUGUUACUUGCCCCAAGUUGAUUGGAAAGUUUCCCGAAAAUAUUUGUUCUCUGACAAGUUUGACAAUUUCAAAUUGUCCGGAACUCAAUCUGGAGACACCUAACCAACUUUCAAGUCUAAAAGAGUUUAAAGUUGAAGGUUCUCCUAAGGUUGGAGUUCUUUUUGAUCAUGCUGAACUGUUUUUGUCUCAAUUUCAGGGAAUGAAGCAUAUUGUUGAAUUAUAUAUUACUGACUGUCAGUCUCUUACCUCCUUGCAUUUUAACAGUCUGUCAAAUACAUUGAAGAAAAUAGAGAUAAAGCGUUGUGGGAAAUUGAAAUUGGAGUCUUCAGUUGGCGAUAUGAUUUCUAUAGGAAGUAACAUGUUUCUGGAGAAAUUGGAUCUGGAAGAAUGUGAUUCUAUAAAUGAGUUGGUCCCACAAGCACGCUAUUUGAGGGUAGAAAGUUGCCACAAGCAGCCAUGAUGGUAGUGACGAAAAGAGUUAACCAUCAUCCAUGAUGGUAGUGACGAAGAGAUUCUUGCUGGUGAAAAUUGGGAGUUGCCUUGCUCUAUUCGACUACUUUGGAUACACAAUAUGAAAACAUUAAGCAGCCAAUUUCUCAAAAGCCUCACCUCUCUUGAAUAUCUACGUACUUAUAAUUUACCUCAAAUUCAGUCACUGCUGGAAGAAGGGCUUCCCUCGUCUCUUUCUCAGCUUAUAUUAUUUGACCAUGAUGAGCUCCAUUCACUACCGACUGAAGGUCUUCAACGCCUCACCUCGCUUCAACGUCUAGAGAUCAGCUUUUGCUAUCAACUCCAAUAUAUUCCAGAAUCAGCGCUGCCCUCCUCCCUCUCUGAGCUGACCAUCUUGAGUUGCCCUAAUCUCCAAUCUCUUCAAGUAAAAAGAAAGCCUUCCUUCCUCUCUUUGCUGCCUAUCUGUCGUUGCGGUAAUCUCCAACCUCCUCCAGAAUCAGCGCUGCCCUCCUCCCUAUCUAAGCUGAGUAUCUUGGAUUGCUCUAAACUCCAAUCUCUUCCAGUAAAGGGGAUGCCCUCUUCAAUCUCUGUACUAAAUAUUUGUCACUGCCCAUUGCUCAAACCACUCCUAGAAUUUGAGAAGUGGAAAUACUGGCCAAAUAUUGCUCAUAUUCCCACCAUAAUGAUCGAUCGGGAAUAUCUGUAAUGAUUCAAGCGAAGGUGCUCUAACAGAUUGUGAAGAGUCUAUUGCCACUAUGAAACAGAGGAAGCAUCUUCACUUUGGGAUGAACGGUGAUAUGUUGCAGCUACAUAAAUCUUUAUAUCUGCGCUAAAACAUUGUAAGCGAAACCAGGAUUUUGGUAACUUCUUGUAAGCUAUUACAACUCCUUACUCAGUUAGUGAAAGGAAAAUUAUGCUGAAAUUCUUUAUUGAAUAGGCAAUGACCUCAACUGUGAUCUGUCAUCAGAAUGUAAGUGAAGAAUCAUACUUCUCUUUUGUGUGUAAUUUGCCAGCAUUAGUUCUCUUUAAUCAGUCAGUGAAAAGGGCUAGUCAUUUCUCUGCAUCAAUUAAGCCAUCCGCUGCUCUUAACUGUCAAAACUGGUCUGUUGUCCAAGUUAAACUAGGCCAUUAUUUUGUUAUAUAGCUCAGAUUGACACUAAAGUUAUACGUAUUACAUAUUUUAUGAAACUUGAAUUACUCCGAGUAAUUCUUUCACUACUGUGGAUUAAUCAACAUAGAUAUGAUGUAGUAGUUUUAAGGCUUCACUCUAUUAAUAUUUAUUUGUUCUAACAAUAUCUUCUGCUUAAAUAUUUUCACUUGAUUGCACCACUUGAUCAUGUUUGACGACUGAAAACCAGUUUGCUAGGAGUCUCUCUAAUGAAUCAAAAAGUAUUUGUACUCUUUUCCAGUUAAACCCAACCAUGAAC
Molecule: messenger RNA, 2383 nt
Organism: Nicotiana tabacum (common tobacco)
Lineage: Eukaryota; Viridiplantae; Streptophyta; Magnoliopsida; Solanales; Solanaceae
Source: RefSeq, a predicted model, not a curated record